AUGAUUUUCCAGAUUUACAACUACGAUUUAAGAAAUGAGAGUGAGGUAUUUCUGUACGGUAAGUCGUACGAUGAGACAGAAAACAGACAAAUGGUACUGGUUGUGAAUGGAUUGAUAUCAGAUGUCUACUUUUUGCCAGCUAGGGAAUCAGAAACUGUACUAGAGGAUGAAUUAAUGGCAGAAGAAGGAGAGAAUAUUUCGAGUCAAAUACUCCUCAAGAAGGAGUUAUUGGCGCAGUACGCCAAUUCCAUAAGCAAAAUAGAACUGGUUGAGCGCAAAAAUAUCUUUCAUAAGAACUUUGAUAAGUAUUUGAAAAUGUUCAAGGUUAGUUUCACAAAGAAGAUCAACCUGGACAAAUUUGAGUCAGAUUACUGUGAUUUCGUACUAACCGAGUUCAGCAACCCAAUUGAACAGCUUAUAGUGAGCAAGAAACUGAUGGGAUGCGCACUGAUUGAAUUUGAUGAGAGUGAUGUCAUUGAGAAGAAGAAAAUAAGAUUCAUUCACGUUGAUAAAAUCAAUUUUGUAAAAGCAGCAAAAUUCAAGCGAUUGGCCACUUGUACGGUGAUGGUUGGAUUGGAGAACAGUAAAAUAGCCAAAUACUGCGUAUAUGAUGGUAAAACAAGUACAAUUGGAACACUGAAUAAUGAUAAGAAUGAGGAAGAAAAAGGACUCACAAUCAGAUACUUUGAUAAUGAAAAUGCAGUUGAAAAUGAUUUGAUUGCGCUACUAAAAUCAAAAGAAUACGAUUUUGUGAUUACGCACAACUUCAACCUGAGGAGACUUGCUCUUCAUAAGCGGACAUUGAUGUGUGACAUCUUCACAUUUGCACAAGGAACUACCAAAUGCAAGGAUUACUCGAUCAAAGAGCUCAGUGAGAAAUAUUCAAUCAAAUGCGAAGAGGAGUUCCAUUCUGAUACGAAAUCAGUUCACCAAUUGCACGAAAAAAUGAACAUAUUGAACCUGGCUCGGGAAAUGUCAGAAAUCAGUGGAUACCCAAUCAACAAAUGCUUCAGUAACAGCAGGGCUGGAAGAAUCGAGUACACGAUGCUACACAAUUUGUACGAAAGGGGAUUUCUGUUUCCACUAAACACGAAAAGUGGCGAAACUCAGGAUUAUACAGGUGGCCUAGUUCUUGAACCUGAAAAGGGAUUCUACACCAACAUCAUUCUGCUACUUGAUUUCAACAGCCUCUAUCCGUCCAUAGUUCAGGAAUUCAACGUCUGUUUCAGUUCCAUUGAUGAAUUGGAGGCUGGAAAGCCAGUUGAUGAAAAUCUGCUAUUUCUGCCUAGGAUUCUGAAUCAACUUGUAAAAAGAAGAGCAGAAGUCAAGAAGCAGAUCAAGACGUGUAAGACGGCAGAGAAGCUGCUCCAAUUUGAUACGAGACAGAAAGUGUUGAAAUUGACGGCAAACUCGAUCUACGGGUGUCUUGGAUUCAGCAACAGCCGCUUCUGCAACUACAAAAUGGCCGCAUUCAUCACCAAAAUGGGUAGAACGACGCUUGAAGACACCAAGCGAGUUGCUGAGAAGAUGAACAUGAAGGUGAUCUACGGUGACACUGAUUCAAUAAUGAUCCAUACGAAGUAUCCUGGAAUCAGGGAGUAUCAUUCUAAGGCAAAAGAGAGUGUUGCUGAAUUUGCAAAGGCAAUCAACCAGAAAUACAAGCACGUUGUCAUUGAAUUGGAGUGCUGCUUUGCCAAAAUGAUCAUUUACUCCAAAAAGAAAUACGCUGGUCUCAUUUUUGAUAUGAAAGGCCACCGUAUCGAAACAAAGGGCCUUGAAAUUGUUCGAAGGGACUUCUGUGAGGCAAGCGGUGACUUGUUCAUGGACAUUCUCAAGAUCGUAUUUGAUGAGAAGUCCCUUGAUUUGGUGGAACCAAAGAUGAACGAGGUGAAUGCCCAGGCAAUUUAUGAUCAAUCUCUCCAUUUUUACAAAACAAUGGAAAACAGGCCAAUCAGUGAUUUUGUGAUUUCGAUUGUUCUUGGAAAGGAACUCGAACACUACGGGAACAAGAGCAGUCUCCUACACAUUCAGCUGGGACUGAGACUGAAAACUAAAGGAAUGAAAUAUAGGCCUGGUGACGUAAUAAACUACGUGAUGGGUGAAACAAAAGAGGGGAAAACAAUUCCAUUUGAACCAAAGGAGGCAUUCAAAAUGGAUUACGGCUGGUACAUCACCAAUCAGAUACUUCCACCCCUCUACAGGCUGCUUAGUCCAAUCAAAAACAUCCACAUGGAGAAGAUUGGCCUGAUAUUCAACACCAAAGACGUCCAUAUUCCACGAGAAGGAGCCAGAGAACUCGUGUUCUACAGCCAGUGCUGUGAGAAUCAGGUGGAUUUGAACGAGAAGAAGUGUCUGAAAUGCAAGAAAUCAGUUGAUCAGAGGUGGAUUGAGCAGAAGAUUCUGAAUUUGUUGAGAAGCAACAACAACCAUUGCAACAGCAAGGGAACAUGUUUGGAUUGUGGUAGAACAUUCACCAAUGCAUUGACAGUCUGCUGUUACUGUAAAAAGAGUUUGCUGUUUGAUUUCAAGAACAAGGAAUUUGAUGACAUUUUGAGGAAUGUUGAGACUGCAAUAAAAAACACUGAUUUGAUGAUCAGGAAAUCAGUUACGAAAUUCAGUGAGCACUCCAAGUAUCGCAAGGUCGAUUUCAUGAAAUAUUUCAGGCGAGAAAUUGAGAGAUACGAGAGGUGUGGGAUCCAGUGA
Enterospora canceri is the source of this 2703-nucleotide messenger RNA. Lineage: Eukaryota; Fungi; Microsporidia; Enterocytozoonidae. The record is from the annotation of a GenBank genome assembly.